Messenger RNA from Prorocentrum cordatum, 402 nucleotides. Lineage: Eukaryota; Dinophyceae; Prorocentrales; Prorocentraceae. The record is from the annotation of a GenBank genome assembly.
AUGGAAUGGAAAGCGGGCGUGGCACCGACAGAGAGGAGGUCAGGGGAAGUGCUGCUUGAGUUGCUCCCAGUGCUGGCGACGAACGGUCUCGAGCACAGACCUGGGGAAGGCACCCACGAACUUGAGACGAGCGUCUCCACCAGGGACCGCGUCAGGACCUCGAACCUUCUUGUGACCGUUGGCGACGACAGUGGCGAAGCUGGCGGUCGAUCCAACACCUUAACUAGAGGCACCACUGGAGGAAAUACUCUGCAGCGACGCGUUAUGGGUCUCGUCGGACUCGCACUUCUUGGUGAGGACGUUGACUCUGUGGAUGAGACUGUUCAGCGUGUUUUGCUGAUUGGCGAGCGCCGACUGCUGCCCAUAGAAAGAGUUCUUCACCGCGUCAAAACUUUGGAUUGA